AUGCUUGACAGACCACCCAUUCGUAUAGGAAAUGUAUCCGGUGCAACGGGUGAUCACCCGCAUGCAAUGUCCCGCAUGGUUCGCACAGGCAACGUCAACGUUAUAACGGGUGACUGGCUCUCCGAAAUGAACAUUGCCUGGAACGCAAUCACCAAGCAAGAGGUCGAUCCUAACCUGGGCUAUGAGAAUGGCUUCUUUGAGCAGCUUGAUGAGUGUCUCGACGAUAUCAUGCAGCGCGAUAUACGCGUUGUCACAAACGCUGGUGCCUUGAAUACCGACGCUCUAUACGACAAAGUCAGGGCGCUUUGUGAGAAGCGUGGAUAUGGAGAUGCUAUCGUUGCCAAAGUUCUCGGCGAUGAUGUCUCGGAUGUGGUUAUGAAAGGAGAUGUUAGAGUGACACAUCUGGAUCACCCUGAGCAGACACUUGAGACCUGGGGUUUUACGCCUUGCUGCGCGACUGCUUAUAUCGGAUGUUGGGGUAUCGUGCAGGCUUUGCGUGCAGGUGCUCGCAUCGUCAUCUGUGGACGAUGUACAGAUGCGUCUCCCGUCAUGGGCGCAGCGGCGUGGUAUCACGGCUGGAGAGAAGACCAAUACGAAGAACUGGCCGGUUCACUCCUCGGAGCUCAUCUCAUCGAGUGCGGACCAUACGUUGUCGGUGCCAAUUUCUCCGGUUUCAAGGAUUUUCUCCCUGAGCUGGUAGAUAUUGCUUUCCCAAUCGCCGAGAUCGACCCAAGAGGGCGCUGCAUCAUCGGUCGAACGGGCGAAGGUGGCGGUCGUGUCACAAAAGAAACUGUCACUGCGCAAUUACUCUACGAGCUUCAGGGCCAUUUAUACCUUAACCCAGACGUCGUGGCUGAUCUCUCAGGGGUCCGGGUCGAGCAAGAAUCACCGAAUCGAGUAUCUGUCUCUUACGUAAAGGGUCUUCCUCCGCCGCCUACAGCAAAGGUCAUGGUCGCUGCAAAAGGCGGUUUCCAGGCUGAAGCAACGUUCUACAUCAACGGCCUUGACGUAUAUGAGAAAGCGGCCAUGAUGAAGGCUCAACUGGCGCAUAUGUUUAAAGACGCCAACUUUAGCCGUCUCAGUAUUGAGCUUUACGGAACACCGGCUGAUAAUCCAACUUCCCAGCAAGCAGGUACUGUGUCUCUGCGUGUCUUUGCCCAGGCUCGUCGAAAGGAAGACAUUGAAGCGUCCAAGUUCAAAGUCCCAAUCUAUGCACUCCGCAUGCAGAGUUAUCCCGGGUACCAUAUGAAUCUUGAUUUCAGGACCAUGGUUCCCAAAGCCUUUAUGGAAAUGUUUCCUGCCUUGAUGCCCGUUUCUGCGAUUUAUCACCGUGUUGUCAUGAGCACGGGUACCACGCAUCGAGUUGAGCCUCCUACACAAACAGCAAAGUACCCCAUAGUACGUCCAUCUACUGAGACGCAUGGACCGGUGGACAUGCUCACAUUUGGACCAACCGAGUGGGCGCCGCUGGGUAGUAUCGUGCACGCAAGGUCAGGCGACAAGGGCGACAACUCCAACGUUGGAUUCUUUGUGCGAAACGAUGAUGAAUACGCCUGGCUGAGGAACUUGUUAACUGUUUCAAAAUUGAAGCACUUGUUUGGAGAUGACUGGUUCAAGAUGAAUCCUGAUAGGAGAGUUGAGAGAGUCGAGUUUCCAGGCAUCAACGCCGUUCAUUUCCGAGUUUUGGAUAACUUGAAUGGAGGUAUUGCUUCGUCUGAUCGAAUUGAUGGAUUGGGUAAGGGGAUUGGAGAGUAUUUGAGGAGUCGAUAUGUCGAUGUACCAAAAGCGUUUUUGGAUAGAGGGCGGAUCUAG
Messenger RNA from Fusarium venenatum, 1812 nucleotides. RefSeq lists its product as uncharacterized. Gene Ontology annotation, biological process: regulation of DNA-templated transcription; DNA-templated transcription. The record is from RefSeq and is a predicted model, not a curated record. Gene Ontology annotation, molecular function: zinc ion binding; DNA binding; DNA-binding transcription factor activity, RNA polymerase II-specific. NCBI's taxonomy places the organism in Eukaryota, Fungi, Ascomycota, Sordariomycetes, Hypocreales, Nectriaceae.